AAGUCUCAUUACGAAGUUCUGCUUGAGAAGGCAUAGCAAGUUGAUCCUGAGACUUUGCACUUUUAUCCAUAUAAAUCAUGGAACUCGGUUCGUUAAUUCUGCUCGUGAAAAUAGAAUUUCCUAUUUGACAAGAGUGGGCUGACUCUUGUACAAAAACUGCCAGCAAGGAUCAAGCAAUCGUCAUACGUUUUCCUGUGUGCGCUUCAAUUAGUCGAUUUACCAACUCUACGGAUAAUCAUGAAAAAUUCGUUUAAUACUAUUACGUUGUUAUUAUGUCUUUUACAUUUUUCUAUCUCGAAGGAGAACGUUAAUAGAAAAGUAAAAAGUUCAAGAACUCAUAGUAAUAGUAAAUUUGGAAAAUAUCCAAGUGGAGGAUUAAUCUCUUUCGAUUCAGAUCAAGAGAAACUCAGUAUUGAUUGGGCAGUAACUAUUCCCUUUAUUUCGAUACCUUUUGAACAUAAAAUAAGGGAGAACGGUGAAAUUCCGCCAUUGCUCAAUGUUAACACGAAAUCCCUUGGAAUCGUUGGAUUAAUUACCACUCUGUUUAGCGUAGCUUCUCCAUUAUUCUCAAAACCGCAUCCAGAAUUCAAUUAUCGAUCAAUGGAUAAUGACCAAUGGUUAGAAAUGGGAAACACUAUCAACGAAAUGAUUUUUGGCAACAAUUACGUGGCUCCAUGUAUGCAACGUAUUGUUUGUUCGAUCGUUUCAGUGGCUACGCAUUCAGAGAAUCCAACUAGUGCGGACAAAAUAAUUGAUGGAUUAUCAAGUCAUAAUUGGUUCAAAGACAUCACAAAUGGUACAAUCAUUCAAGAUGCUGUGAUUACUGGACGGAAAGGAAAUCGUGAUUGUGCUUAUGCUUAUAAGGAGUGUUUAAUAACACCAAAGUUUCUAAAAACUAUCAUGAACGAAUUUGGAAUAGUAUAACGAUGUAAGAUAUAUUUUA
Messenger RNA from Apis dorsata (giant honeybee), 943 nucleotides. RefSeq lists its product as uncharacterized. Bases 238 to 924 code for a protein of 228 amino acids. Lineage: Eukaryota; Metazoa; Arthropoda; Insecta; Hymenoptera; Apidae. The record is from RefSeq and is a predicted model, not a curated record. The transcript is spliced from 6 exons.